Molecule: messenger RNA, 2280 nt
Organism: Kluyveromyces marxianus DMKU3-1042
Lineage: Eukaryota; Fungi; Ascomycota; Saccharomycetes; Saccharomycetales; Saccharomycetaceae
Gene: DRS1
Product: putative ATP-dependent RNA helicase
Exons: 1
Coding region: 1-2280 (759 amino acids)
Molecular function (GO): nucleic acid binding; ATP binding; RNA helicase activity
Source: RefSeq, a predicted model, not a curated record
AUGGUUGGUAAAAAGUUCAAGGCAUUUGGUGAUUUCGUUCCAACAAUAAGUGAUAGUGAGGAAGAUAUUCCUGAUUUAGAUGCUUCUGACGACGAGUUGCAAAAAAAGCCAGUCAAAGCCAGUAAAAAUAGCAAGAAUAAAGGGAAGAAAGGGAAAAAGAACACUGGGCAGGAUCUUGAUGAAGAUGUCCAUGAGGACUUAAAUCCAGAAUUCCAGUUUUCUGUUGACGGUGCCGAAGUCACCACAAAUUUUGAAGGUUGGGAGUUCUUGGGGGAUGAUAAGACGGAUGCUCCUGAAAAGAAAGAUGUUGAUUUAGAUGGUAUCAUUAGAAGAAAAGGUGGUUUGAUUAAAAUGGCUGCUGCUGGCAGUGAAGAAGAAGAAGGUGAGUCUGCGGAAGAAGAAGAAGAAGAAGAAGAGGAAGAGAGUGAUAAGGAAGAAGUCAACAAUGAUUCCGAUGAUGAUGAAUUGGCUUUGGAUGGUUUCGGAAUGGGUGCUAUCAAAAAGACCAAGGAAUCUACUGAAGAUGAUGAAGAAAAUGAAGAAGAAAACCAAGAAGACUCAGAUGAAGAAAAUGAUGCAGAGGGAAGCGACGAAGAUGUUGAAAUGACCCAAAAUGAUCUAGGAAGAGGUAAGUUUAAUGAAGAGGAAGAAGUUGAGGACUCUCCUGAGGAAAUGGCCAAAUUUUAUGCACCAGAUGAUGAAGGUGAUGAUGCAAAGAAGACUGUUCACAAGACUUUCAAUAGUUUGUCAUUAUCCAGGCCGGUAUUAAAGGGUCUCUCCUCUUUAGGGUAUACUAAGCCAUCUCCAAUUCAAAGUGCUGCUAUUCCUAUUGCAUUGCUAGGUAAAGAUAUCAUCGCAGGUGCUGUCACCGGUUCCGGUAAGACAGCUGCUUUUAUGAUUCCGAUUAUCGAACGUUUGCUAUACAAGCCAGCGCAAAUCGCAUCUACCAGAGUUAUUGUGCUAACUCCAACACGUGAAUUAGCAAUUCAAGUCUCUGAUGUUGGUAAAAAUAUAGCCAAAUUUGUUAACGGAAUAACUUUCGGUCUAGCAGUUGGUGGUUUAAACUUAAGACAACAAGAACAAUCUUUGAAAACUAGGCCGGACAUCGUUGUUGCAACUCCAGGUAGAUUCAUUGAUCAUAUUAGAAAUUCUCCAAGUUUCAGUGUUGAUGCUGUUGAGAUUUUGGUUAUUGAUGAAGCUGAUAGAAUGUUGGAAGACGGUUUCCAAGAGGAAUUGCAAGAAAUCAUGUCCUUGAUUCCUAGUAAGAGACAAACUUUGCUAUUUUCUGCUACUAUGAACUCCAAGAUCAAACAAUUAAUUUCUUUAUCAUUGAAGAGACCCGUUAGAAUUAUGAUCGAUCCUCCAAAACAAGCUGCUGCUAAGUUGACACAAGAGUUUGUUCGUAUACGUAAGAGAGAUCACUUAAAACCUGCUUUACUCUACCAAUUAAUCCGUAAAUUGGAUAGUGCUAGUCAAAAAAGAAUUGUCGUAUUUGUUGCUAGAAAAGAAACAGCCCACAAAUUGAGAAUUAUUCUUGGUCUCUUAGGUAUGCAAGUGGGUGAAUUGCAUGGUUCCCUAACGCAAGAACAGCGUUUACAAUCUGUCAAUAACUUCAAGUCUUUACAAGUCCCUGUUUUGAUCUGUACAGAUUUAGCGUCCAGAGGUUUGGAUAUUCCAAAGAUUGAGGUAGUCAUCAAUUAUGACAUGCCAAAAACUUAUGAAAUUUAUUUGCAUAGAGUUGGUCGUACAGCAAGAGCUGGUAGAGAAGGUCGCUCCGUCACAUUCGUUGGUGAAUCAUCUCAAGAUAGAAGUAUUGUCAGAAGUGCUCUAAGGUCUGUAGAAGAGAAUGCAGACAGUGGAAAGGCAUUGAGUAGAUCCGUGGAUUGGGUUCAAGUGGAGCAAAUAAAUAGCUUGGUUGAAUCAAAGAAUGAGGUUAUAGAAGAAGUUCUAGAUGAAGAAAAACAAGAAAAGGAAAUUUUGAGGGCUGAGAUGGAACUUCGUAAGGGUGAAAAUAUGUUAAAGCAUAAAGAAGAGAUCAGUGCAAGACCAAGAAGAACUUGGUUCCAAUCUGAAUCUGAGAAGAAAAACUCAAAGUUGCUACAAAUUCUUUCUAAGAACAAGAAGCCAAUGAAUAGUAAAAAGAGAAAACAACAAGAAGCUUUAGCUGAAAGACCUCGUUUAUAUAAAAAGACCAAAAAGGAUCGUAUGGAAUACCAAGAGCUCCAGUUCAAAAAACAAUCCAAAGCUCCUGCUAAGAAGGGAAAGAAAGGAAAGAAAUAA